UUCUAGAAAUAGUAUAAAGGAAAGCCGUUCUAAUUCACGUGCAACCUCCCCCGCGAAGAGGUUGGCUCUGCAUCGGAAAUAGCAAGGCCGGCUCUCCCCACCCUUCCUCCACCCUCUCCCUCUCUCCAACCCCCACAUUCCCACCGUACCUAAACCCCCGCCCCUCUCUCUCUCUCUCUCUCUCUCUCUCUCUCUCUCUCUCGUCCUCGUUGAGAAGAAAGGAGGGGAGAGCAAUCCCAUGGCGAGCCGUUACGAGAGCAACCCCUUCGACGAGGAGGAGGUCAAUCCCUUCGCGGACUCAACUGCCCGUGGAAGAGCAGCAGGACAGUCGAAUUAUGGCGGAGGGCCUUUCUAUACAACAAAUCCUGGAAGUGUCCCCCCUGCUUCAAAUUCUCAUCUUUCACCUCUUCCUCCAGAGCCUGCCGAUUUCUACAAUGGUCGUGGUGCAACAGUUGAUAUUCCUCUUGAUUCAGCAAAAGAUUUAAAGAAAAAGGAGAAGGAACUCCAAGCAAAGGAGGCAGAACUAAGCAAGAGGGAAAAGGAACUUAAACGAAGGGAGGAGGCUGCAGCACGCGCUGGCAUUGUUAUUGAGGAGAAAAACUGGCCUCCUUUUUUCCCUAUUAUUCAUCAUGAUAUUGGAGGUGAAAUUCCAGUUCACCUGCAGAGAUUGCAAUACAUUGCAUUUGCAUCGUUGCUAGGAUUAGUUGGAUGCCUCACUUGGAAUGUUAUAGCAGUUACAGCAGCUUGGAUCAAGGGGGAAGGCGUAAAGAUCUGGCUUCUUGCCAUCAUCUACUUCAUCUCUGGUGUCCCAGGUGCAUAUGUGUUGUGGUACCGCCCUCUUUAUAAUGCAAUGAGGACUGAAAGUGCCUUAAAAUUCGGAUGGUUUUUUUUGUCUUAUUUGUUUCAUAUUGGUUUCUGCAUCUAUUCAGCUGUGGCUCCUCCCAUUUUCUUUGAGGGAAAAUCCUUGACAGGAAUUUUGCCAGCAAUAGAUGUCUUGGGCAACCAUGUAAUAGUUGGGGUCUUCUACUUCAUUGGAUUUGGGUUCUUUUGCCUCGAGUCACUGCUCAGUAUCUGGGUCAUUCAGCAAGUGUACAUGUAUUUCCGAGGGAGCGGAAAAGCUGCAGAGGUGAAGCGUGAGGCGGCACGUGGUGCCAUGAGGGCGGCAUUUUGAAGCUUCAUAGCACUUGAUGCACAUGACAGAUCCCAACAGUACAUGGAACAAUGAGAUAUGCCCACAGUUGGAGACUCAUGCAUGCUUCUCGACUUUCUUUUGCCAUUUGAUGUACUGAAUGAGCGUCUCCAUUGUUCUUUUCCUUAUUCACUGAGAGGGUGUACAGCUUCGCUAAAGCUUUAUUACCUGAUUUUACCUUGUUUCAUUUCUCCAUGCGUGUCCUUACAGGAAACUAUACUUAAAAAUGUUCUCCAGUACUAUCGUUCUUAACCUUAUUCUAUAGGUUUUGUUAUGUCUGGUCGUUAACAGGGCAAUGCUUUCUCCAGUAUUAGAGCUUUGUUCUGAGUACUGGGUGUUUGCUAUAGAAAUCAUUUUUGGAAUCUGAAUUAUGCAAUUAUUUGGUUU
Molecule: messenger RNA, 1576 nt
Organism: Ananas comosus (pineapple)
Lineage: Eukaryota; Viridiplantae; Streptophyta; Magnoliopsida; Poales; Bromeliaceae
Product: secretory carrier-associated membrane protein 2-like
Exons: 13
Coding region: 239-1171 (310 amino acids)
Biological process (GO): protein transport
Cellular component (GO): recycling endosome membrane; trans-Golgi network membrane
Source: RefSeq, a predicted model, not a curated record